Thecamonas trahens ATCC 50062 is the source of this 7497-nucleotide messenger RNA. RefSeq lists its product as uncharacterized. The record is from RefSeq and is a predicted model, not a curated record. Lineage: Eukaryota; Apusomonadida; Apusomonadidae. The coding region runs from base 1 to 7497 and encodes 2498 amino acids. The transcript has 2 exons.
AUGCCCUUGCUGGGCGAACUCUACAUCGGUGGCCCGGGCUUGUCUUUUACCCGGUCUAUGCUCAUGUCGUCACCCUGCUUGCUUCCAGUCUCGGCUGACUUUAAUGGUGAUGGUGUGCUGGACGUCGUCAUCUCAUCGCCCGGCGUCAUUUCGGUCUUCCUCGCUCCAGGAUCGGUCGGAAGCUGGGAUCCGCCGCUGGGCAGUACGUCAGGGCAUAUUGCUGGCGCGGCAACUGCCUCAGAGUCUAUUCUGACGGUCGACAUGGACCUCGACGGGGAUCUGGACCUGAUUGUGGCCGACCCGACCGACGCCCUGGUGAUUUGGUACGCAAACGAUGCGGGAGACGGCACGACGUGGUCGCCCAACGUCAUUGUGCCGCCGAUUCUGGGUGUUGCACCGCUAGGCAUGGCAUGGGCAGACCUCAACAAUGACGGGUUUCCGGACGUGGUGGCCUCGCUGGCACUCUCGCAGGUUGUGGCCAUUGUGCUAAGCCCGGGCUCUACGUCAUACACCGCCGCCGACGUGCGGAUGUUUCCGACAGCGUACGCAGCACGCGGGCUGGCGCUCAUCGACUUGGAUGCCGACGGUGAUCUGGAUCUGGUGGUAGCGCCCGGCUCGAUCAAGACCGAGUUGGCCAUUGCAUACCACGAGAACACCGGCAACGGCGUGUUUUCGUCGGUCAUCCUCACCUCGCCGGCCAACGGCCGCCAGGUUGGCAUGGUCCUGCCGUUUGACGCCGACGGCAACGGCGUUGACGACGUCAUUUCGUGCGAGGUCGACGCCUUUCCUGUUCUCUACUCCAAAAUCUCCCUUGUUGAGGGCACUCCGGUCACGGGGCCUUUCCUGCGCGAAGCGUUUUACACAGCGCGGCGCGCCGAGAACGUGGCCGCGGGCGAUGCCAACUCGGACGGCUUCACGGACCUCAUAUUUGCGGCGUUUGGCGUCAGCGGCGAGCCAACGAUCCGAGUUGUCGAACUCCUGCCUGUCGCUCCGUUCUCGCAGCUGCCGGUUGAGGUUGCGCUUGACAAUGCCGUCUCGCGUGUCUCGAUGUGGGCACUAGGCGAUUUGGACGGCGACGGCGAUGUUGACGUUGUUGUUGGUGACGCAGUCGCCGGCGUGAUCACCUGGGCUGUUGCCGACGCGUCGGGCGGCUUGGCAGCAGCAGCAGCGCCUCUGGCUACGUUUGUGCCGGGCACGAUUGUGAGCGUUGCAGUGGCAGACAUGACCGGCGACGCAGCGCUCGACAUUGUGGCUUGCCUCGCCGAUGGCAACGUCACGUUUGUGGUCUCAGAAGGCCGCGGGCAGUUUGGCGCUGCAGCGCGCGCCGCGAGCGAUGUCCUUGGCUCGGGCGCUGUGCCGAACGCCAUGAUCCUCGCCAACCUCAACGGUGACGACAUGGUGGACGUGCUCGCGUGGAACGCGGCUCGCAUCGGCGUGGCACUCAACGAUGGGAGCGGCAACUUGCUUACGCCGCAGCUGCUGCCGGCGGCCACCGGCACCAUCGCACACGUCUGUGUCGCCGACGUUGACAGUGACGGCGACGACGACGUUGUCUUUGCCGAUGCAGCAGGAGGUACUAUUUACGCUGCGGCACAGACGAGCCCUGGCGUGUUUGCGGCGACGGCAUCAGCUCUGGUCACCGGCGAAGCUGGUGUGGCGUUUGUGGCGCUCGCUCACAUCAAUGGCGACGACGCGCUCGACCUGGUGUGGCACGCCGCGGGCGCGAGCUUUUCCUGGUCGGCCAACGUAGCCGGAGCGUUCCCCGGCCCUGUUUCGAGUCACGCGACGCCGAGCCCUGUGGUCUCACUCGCACUCCACGACGAGACCGGCGAACGGCGGAGUCAUGUGGUUGUCUCGCUAGCGACGGCAGCGUACUGGUGGAUCAACGCGCCGCGAACAGGGCUUGGUGCCAGCAUCCAUGUCGUGGCGCAGGGCCUGACGAGUGUCCACAGUGGACGGGCGCACGAUGUCAACGGCGAUGGCGUGAGCGAUGUCAUGUUUGUGGACGACAACACGCUGUACCACGUGAGCGUAGCACGGCUGGAGGUGGGCGCCGGGCGCAACGCGGCGAACGUGCUCUCGUUUGACCACGCCGAGUGCGGCGGCGUGGUCUCGAGUGUCGCUUGCCUCUCUGCGGCGCUGGCGCGGACGUCUGGGUGUGUGGGAGUGACUCGGCGCUGGCUCCAGGUCCCGGCGCGGGUGACGGCGCCGUUUACCCGAUGCCACACGACGCACGGACCGCUGCGGGUCCGCGGCUCGUUCAAUAUGAGGCUUGCACCGGGCCAUCCCGGCGGAAUGGCGAUCGACUGCGGCCAGAGCGGCGGGCAACUGUUUGUCAUCAGCGCCGGCGUCCGGGCUGUGGUGGCCGGCAUUGACAUCCGCGGCAUGCGAUCGUCGACCUUGCCCGACAUCAAGGAAGGGUCGACCGGGAUUCGAGUCGAGGGCUUGGGCGCCCACCUCGAGUUGCACAAUCUUGAGGUGAGAGGGUGCUCGUCUGCAGACGCGUUGACCUUUCACGCGCACUCUGGGAUCGGCGGCGCUGUGGCGGUUGUCGAUGGUGGCUCGUUUGUGGCCUCGGGUGUUGUCUUUCGCGACAACACCGCCGGCGCGGCCGGCGGAGCUGUUGGGGCCCAGGGUGGCAGCGUCAAGCUCACGUUUACAGACGUGCUCUUUGCGAGCAACGUCGUGGCCGACACAGUCGGCGUUCAAGAGGGCGGCGGCGCAGUGUCGAUCUUGGACGGCUCGUCGAUGGUUGUGGCCAUGACCAACGUCACCUUUUCCGGUAACUCGGUGGCUACCGGCUCGGGAGGGUGCCUUGAAGUGGCGGCGCUGACGACACGUGUGGUCAUGCACAACGUCGAGUUUGAUGGCUGCAGCGCGAGCAAUGGUGGCGGCGGAGCAGUGUCGAUUGUGGGCCCAUCGACGCUGGUGGUGACACUGUCGGGCACCUUGUCGCGGAUUGUCAACUCGACGGCAGCGUACGGCGGCGGAGUGGCGGUGGCGACCAAGGACGUGCUGCCACAGACUCUGGGCGGGUCCGGCAUCGCCACCGAGGUCGGCACGCUUGGGGCGUCGUUCACCAUGAGCGACGGUACGUUUGGCGACAGGCUCUCGGCCAUGUACGGCGGUGCAGCGUUUGUGUGCAACGGAGUGCUCGACUUGCAGCAGGCGAUCCUGACGGGGGCAUCGAGGGCGGAAAACGCAGGCGGGUUUUGUUUCUUUUGCUCGAUCUACGAGUCUAGGUGGCUGGUUGUCGGCAGCGAGGCCGGGCACACAGCGACUGUGACGCGGGGGUUCAACGCGCGGCUGGCGACGCCGCCGACCGCGGCGCACUGGAUAACUGCGCUGCCGAGCAGUGCGAUGUCCGGACUGGCGUUUGGCAGUGGAGCCGUGGCGUUCACCGACAGCUUUGGUAACCCGGUGCUCGAUCCGCUAACCAAGGCAUCACUGUCUGUGACCAACGGCGGCUCGUUUGUGGUCAACGAGCUCCUGGCCGGGAGCGCGUUUUCGGCGGCGCUUGGCGGCAUGUCGCUGGCCGACGGCGCGGUGGCGGCACGGAGCGCAGCCGAUCUGGGAACAGACGCAAUGUUGCGGGUCGGGGUCUUUCUCGGCACCAACCCGAGUGUGUAUGUGGACGGAAGGGUGCGGAUUGGGGCAUGUGAGGCGGGCUAUGGCGCGACGGCAACGUUCCCUGACCCGCUGGUGUGCUCGAUCUGCCUCGGCCUUACGUUUUCGAACGAGACUUCGGCGGCGGCAUGCCAGCCCGAGGUGACCUGUGGUGGCGACGCGGUGGCAAUCAAUGGAGUGUGUCAGGUGUGUCCGGCCGGGACCGACCGGUUGUACGACGAAGCGCGCGUGCCGGGAGCAUGCGAGUGCCGUGACGGAUAUUGGACGCCGCUACAGCGCCAGGACGUGGCGUGCGCGGCGUGUCCGGACGGGGCAAGUUGCCCAGGUGGGGUGGAACUGCCUGUGGCGCGUGAAGGCUGGUUCCCGACGGGCGCUGUGACGGACGGGGCGUUCCACAAGUGUGUGAUCAAGGAAGCGUGUUUGGCCGGCGGCGUGUGCAGCGGCGGGUAUCUGGAUGGCAGCUACAUGUGCAAGGACUGCGCAGAGGGAUACUUUCGCAACUCACUUGGCGGGUGCUCGAGCUGCCCGACCGGCUCGUCGAACCUUGUUUUUGUCCUCUUUGGCAGUGUGGUUGCUGGCGCGGUGGCUGCUGUCCUGCUCGCGUGGUGGACGUAUCGGCAGUUUGUGGCGAGCGAGAGCACGAUGGCGUCGACGCUCGAGGGCGAUGGCGCGGGCGAAGCGACGACGUUUGGCAAGCGGACCAAGGUUGUUCCGCACUCGCUCUCUGUCCUCCUUAUCUACCUGCAGAUCAUCAACAUUGUGGGCUCUGCACCGUUCAACUGGCCGCCGCUUCUGGAGAAGACGAUGCUGUACUCGCGAGUUGCCAACGUGGACAUGUCGCUGUUUGCGACCGGAUGCAGCAUUUCCUCGUUCUACUCGCGGUAUGUGAUGGGCGUUCUGCUCCCACUGCUGUUUUUUGUGGUGACGGUUGUGCUUGUGGUCAUGUUCCGGAUCUGCGGGUGUCUCGCGACGCCGGUGACAAUGGAGCCUAUCUCGACGUGGGCAGUGGUGGGCCGGCUGGUGUUUACGGUUGGCCCGCUCUUCUACAUCCCGCUCUGCUCGUCGACACUGAUCUUCUUUGACUGCACGCUCCUCCCAAACGGCGGGUGGUACCUAGACGCCGAUCUGGAGACGGCUUGCUUUGACGCCGAGUGGUGGCAGUAUAUGCCGGUAGCGGCCGGGGCGGUGGUGGCGUAUGUGGUGGCGAUGCCGACACUGUUUGCGGUGACGCUUGUGCGGCAUCGGGCGGAGCUCGACGACCCGCGGACGAUUCUCAAGCUCGGGCCGAUUUACAACCUGUACCGGCGACACUACUACUACUACGAGCUUGUGCUGCUGGGAAAGCGGCUGGCGAUUGUCUCUGCCGCACUGUUCUUCUCGAAUCUGGAGGUGUGGCUCUUCCUCGCGCUGGCGAGCAUUUUCCUCUCCUCGCUCAUGUUCCAGAUCCGGCACGAUCCGUUCUACCAGCCGCUGCACAACCGGGUCGAGUCGUUCCUCAACGCUACAGUAACGACGCUCAUCUUUUUGGGCAUGAUGUUCUGGGCGGACGACUUUCCGAACCACGAGUCGUACAGUGUGGUGCUUGUGAUCUCGAUGGUGAUGCUUGUGGCGUCGGUGGUGUUUGUGGCGACGAUGGCGGUGCAGGAGGUGAUCAACACGCACCACGUGUCGGCGGCCGUCCGCGACCGCGACUCGGCGGUGCUUGGAACUCAAGAUGCGGUCUUUGUCGAUCUUGUCAAGCGGUACGCGCCGGAUCUCGAGAACGUGCAGCUUGCAGCGGCAGUCAGUGAGGCCGUCGACAGUCGUAGUCUGACACGCGGCGGCUCGUCCUCGAUUUACGGCGGAUGGGGCCCGCCCACAACUUCGCCCACAACUGCGCCAGGUGAGCGGGGGGCAAUGCCGACAUCCGAACCAGGCGCAGCAGUAGCCGCGCGCAGUGGAGGCGGACUCAAGCGCCGAUCGCAAGCCGCCAGCACUACCCGCAGCAACAACGCCAGUCAUCGUGGACGUGCAUCGCAGACCUGGACUGGCACCAGUCGGUUUGGCGCGUUCUCGUCUUCAUCGCCUGUAUCAAGCAGUGACGAUGAGUAUGACGACGAUGAUGCUAGUGGCUCGCGAUCGGGAGGCAUUGCACUGCGGCAAGUGCUAGCAGCAGAGGCAACUGAAGCUGGGGCGGCGUUGGCAAAGGCAGUGGCGGAUGGGAAGGAGUGGAACCAUCACACGAUUGGGUGCGGCAAGGUGCGGACGGGGCUGUUUGAUGCCGUGGUGUGCUUUGAAAAGAGAUAUGCGGAGCUGUCGCGCGAUGUGGCAAGUCCGAUCGAGCUGGCGUUUACCGUUGUCGAGCGAGUGUUUGCCAAGAGCGAAGACGUGCCGCAUGUAGAGAAGGAUCAGCCGGGAAGCAAGCCGUACACAUGCGGCGAUUCGUGGGCGAUGCGGUGGGAGCAUGCCGGAACUGGAGCGUCGUUUGCGCCAGUCUCGAUCACGGCCGACGCAAAGAACUGCGAUCGGUACGUGGUGAAGAUGUACUUGCCGCCGCUCGCCGGGUCGUACGGACUCGACAUGCGGCUGCUUCACGUCGACGGGAGCGGGAUGGCAGAUCCACGGCCGGAUGAGAUGGAGCGGCUCGCGUUUCCGAAUCCCGAGGCGCUGCCCGAGGCCGGGCCGUUUGGCUUUAACGUGAAGCUGGAGACGAUUGACGACGAUUCGCCGCUGGGGCUUCUCCAUGUGAUGGCGUGGGAGGGAUGGGAGGCGCGGAGCCGCGACGACCCGGUCUGCACGGGCGCGCGUGGCUUUCGCGAGAACGAGCGGUUCGGAUGGUGGCUGCCGCCAAUCGACGGCGAGACGCCGGACUUUCCGCGGCUCGGGCUGCAGUACUAUCACGUGAAUGGCUGUCCCGUAGGGCGGACAGCAUCGACUGAGUUUAGCAAGUGCAUGGCGGACACGGCGCUUGAUGUACUCGGCGAGUCGAUUGGUGGGCAUGUGGCGAACCUGGCGCUCCAGCACGUGGUCUCGCUCGAGGUGGACAAGCUAGAGCGUGGCGAGCAGCGCGGAGUCGGGAUCGGACGGUACCACCAGCAUCCGUCGAUGAUGACGCGGGCGGAUCCGCUGUUUGCCGGGCGAAACCCGCCGCCCGGUGAGGCUGGCGGGUGCCGGCGGUUCUCUGGGCAUGGGCUGAUGGUGACGGAGCCGAUGGUGCUCCGGGGCCAAGUCCCGCGCGACGAGGCCGAGUUUUUGGCUGUGAUCAUGGGCGCGAACGACGCGAUGCGAGAGACGCUCGAGAUCUGGGAGCAACGGUGGACGACGCUGCUCGACAAGCUGGAGGAGCGCGGAUGGGGAGGGACGCUGGUGCUGUUCACGACGCCGGUGCGGCGGUACAAGGCGACAGCCGAGGGCGACGCGUCAAUCCGAGCCGGCAAGAAGGACAAGUACGAUGUGGAGAUAUUUGGUGGCCGGCUCCUCGGUGCCGACGCCGAGAUGCAGCACGAGGAGCGGCCACUUGGCAGGGUGGCGGCUGAGUCUGCGGUCGGGAGUGGAUUCCGCGUCCGCGACCGGGCGCGGCACACGUCGAGCUCGCCGCGGUCUUCCACGCCGCGGUUUUACAACACAUAUCCGCGGGUCAAGGCCUUUUCCCAGCGGGCGAUCGAUAUUGUCAGCAGUCGGUUGCCCGAGUCGAGACGGGCACUCGUCGACUUUGAGGCGAUCACUGAUGGCCUCCAUCCUGACUACUGCCGCGAUGGUGUCCACUACUGCGCGUUUUCCGAGUCGCUCUGGCCGUAUCUCGCCAACAAUCAGCACUGGCCACACUGUGGACCGACACAUGCUGCCGCCGAUUUGCUCUUUACUCGUGUUUGUGGCCUGCGAUCGAAGUAA